GAAAUUCCUGCCACAACUUAAACCAAAACUAAGAGAAGAUGAAACCACACAACUUGGCCAAGAUCACAAAGUAUAGACUUGUUUAUACCCAAGACAGCUCAAACAACAGAAAAAGAACUGAAUCUUAAUAUAUCCUAUGGCUGGAUCUGCACCAUCUUCUGCAGCUAAAUACAAUUUAACCCAAGAGCUUCACUACAAUUUUUCAAAAGAACAGGCUCUGCCACCAUGGAUUUUUAAAUGCACCAUGAGAUUUUAGGUCUCCAGAGAGCUUAAGAGGAUUUGGGACACAAUCUCUAGUUGAAAACAACAGAAAAAUAACAGGAUCCAAGAUACAGAUCUAAAUAUGGCGAUCCUGAGCCAGUUAUCAAUCAUUCACCUCCUCUGGGCUGCUAUGGUCUUUUGUCAGUAUGAAGACUAUGAUUUUGAGGACGAAUAUGAUCAGGAGCCAGAUCAUCAACGUCCAUAUUAUUUUAAUCCAAAUCCACAAGCUGAAGCUCCCCGCUUUCCUUUCCCAGUUGAGUGCGCCAGAGAAUGCUUCUGUCCACCAGCUUUUCCAUUAUCAAUGUACUGUGAUCAUCGUAACCUUAAGACAAUACCAAAUAUCCCUGCUCACGUCCAACAGCUUUAUCUGCAAAACAAUUAUAUUGAAGCUGUGCCUGCAGGACCAUUCACUAAUGUCACCUUUUUAAGAGAAAUUAACCUGAGUCACAACAAAAUUAAAUCUCAUAUGAUUGACCAUGGUGUUUUUGCCAAAUUUUCAAACUUAGUGCAACUUUAUUUACAACAUAAUGAAUUAGAAGAAUUUCCAUUCCCACUCCCCAGCUCUCUAGAGAGACUCCUCCUUGGUUUCAAUAAGAUUUCUCAGUUAUCUGGAAACGCAUUGGAAGGAUUACCUAACAUAACCAUGCUCGACCUUUGCAAUAACUUUCUUGACGACUCAGUGCUCAAAGGAAAACCCUUUUCAAACUUGAAAAAUUUAAUGCAGCUCAACUUGUGCAACAACAAAUUGCAGACUAUGCCGCCUGAUCUACCAUCAUCACUUAUGUAUCUCUCUCUUGAAAAUAACUCAAUUUCUUAUAUUCCAGAAAGCUAUUUCCACAGACUUCCAAAAAUCAUUGCUCUAAGAAUGUCCCACAAUAACCUGCAGAACAUUCCACGCAACACCUUUAACCUGCCUAACCUACUAGAACUUAAUCUUGGACACAACAAAUUGAAGCAAGUAUUCUAUAUUCCAAGAAGCUUGCAGCAUUUGUAUAUUGAAGACAACGACCUUGAAAUCAUAAAUGUUACUUUGAUGUGUCCAUCUUUUGACCCACUGAACAUCAACCAAUUAACCUAUAUACGAGUGGACCAAAAUAAGCUUACAAAUCCAAUAAGCACAUAUGCAUUCUUUUGCUUCCCUCACAUUCGAACCAUUUAUUAUGGUGAACAAAAUGCUAGUGUCAACAAGUCAACUCAGCUAAGAAUACCAGUGUUUCGACGAUUUUUGACACCAGAAGAAUUCGAUGAAGCAGAAGACGAUCAUGAAACACUCGAUCGUGAAACUGAAGAAGAUCAUGAAGGAGAAGACAACUACUUUCAUCCUUACUUUCAGUGAAGUGAUACUUGUUAAUGAGCAUAUAUGGAAACUUUUCCGUAGUUGUGGGGUAUGCAUAUCCAUUUUAGAACAGCUGCAUAGUUUGGGAUAUUUAAGAUACAUCUAUAAUGUGGAGAUAGGAUUUUAGUAUAUAGGUAAAUGUCCUAUUAUUAACGUAGUAAAAAUAGAAUACUAGGAGCAAAGAGCAAUCACCUAGGCAUUACAGCAGCCUGAUAUAUAACCUGGGUGGGCAGCCUAAGCUGAAGAAAACUGACAAAAAAGCUACGUUCUAAAGUGAUCCAACUUACAAAAUUACUAAAAUACAAAUCAAUGCCAUGCUCAAUAGGAACGAGUGGAUCAGACCAAACACCUGUCCAGGUGUACAUCUACUACUCACAGCAGUAGACAAUAGACACACUAGAGAAAAGAUUAAGAGGGUAAGAUAAUAAUACUUCCAUAAGGUUCCUCCAGAUGUUUCUUCUUUCAAUACAUAAUUGGACAAGAAAAUCACAAAGUCUGGGUUUCAAUCUGCCUCACAUUAUGUUUGCAGUGUCCUGCAAAGGUAUAUAUAAUAUUUACUUCUCAGCUUGUACUCCAACUACCACAACUCUUUCAAAGGAGAUUUUAACUGAUUAGUAAUACAGGCAAUAAAUAAUCUUUUGUCAAAGGUUUCAGGACGUAGGGAAGAGGAUUUGCAUUAAUACAACUAAACCAUUAGUAUUUACAUUUUAGCUAUGCUUUAGUCCAUAUUCUUCUAGAAGGCAGCUAAAAAUGUAAUAUUUUAUUAGCAUUGUUCAUGAAGUAGAACAGGUACAAACAGUAGCAUUCCAGGUUUUUUAAAUUAUUAGUUUAGUCUGUUCCUCUGCAUUGCUAAUACAAAUUAGCUAUAUUCUGAUUCAAAGUAUAACAAAAAUAGCUUUAAGUAAUCUGAAAAAAGUACUAUAUACUAUUAAGGUACUUAUGUACCUUAUAUACACAUAGACUUAAAUAUAAAUAUCUAUAACUUUAUAGUUUUAUUGAUAUAAACAUGCAGAAUAUUAACUUUAGGGAACCUUUGUAAGUUUUCAUCUAUUUCAGAUUUUAAGUAUAAGUGAAUAGUGCAGAAAAUGCAAAUCUAAAUUAAAACAGGCUUUUUUUGAAAGGCUUUCUCAGCUUUAAGAACAUUAUUCAAAUAUGGUACGAGCAUUAUAUCUUUUAUCAAUCUUUCUACUUUUUAAAAAAAAAACAUUUAUGAAGCAAAUCUUAGCUUCAAAGUGGAAUUCAAAAUAUUGACUUUGUAGGAACUAGUUACACAUUUCUUAAAAUUUAAAUAUAAGUCAAACUGAUAAUUAUUGAAAACUUUAGAGCUGUCUUAUUACACUAAAUUUACUCAGAUGGAACAUGAGGACUGUAUUACAGGCAGGACCACCAUAACUCACUUUUUAUUCAAUUAAUAUUAUCAUAUCUCAUCUGUGAUAAAUACUAUAUUAUUAUUUAAAAAGAUUUUACGGUGGUCAGGGAGCUAAAGACUUGCUAGCCUUGUGUCUGUAUUAGGGAAACAAGAAGUUUAAUAAAGUACAGAAUUAACAGAUAUCUAGAUAAACUCCAUUUCCCCUGGUAAUAUUUGGCACAGCUUCUGUAAAAGCCACAAUGUUUCUACCUUGCACAUCUCUUGGAGUUCUCUGAAGGAAUCGUGAAUGACGUGGAAGAGGAAGAUUCUGGUCCAAACAGCCUACAAAAGUUUCUUAAAGGUCUCUAAGAAAAUUAAGCGGCCAUAGAUUAAGCACAGGUGACAGCACAGACAAAAUCAAAUCAAAGAAAUAGCAUGAGAAUAAACAGUCGGAUCUUGGUGUGGUGGGAAGCCACUGGUGGCAGUUUUGCAAAGGGCCUGUGCUAGAACUUACUCAAUUUAAUAUACUUGCAAAAGCUAGACAAAUAGCGAGAAAAUAACACAGAUUGCAAAGCGCCAAUGAAGAAUGACUGCAAAAGGAUCUCAGGAUGCUAAAGAAGCCAAUGAAAUUCAAUAUUAUUAAAUGAAAAGUGAUAUCCAUGGAAAAUAUUGUAUCAGCUUCACAGAAAAACUAAUAAAACAUGACCUCACCACCA
Messenger RNA from Columba livia (rock pigeon), 3661 nucleotides. It is a transcript of the gene OMD, whose product is annotated as osteomodulin. The transcript has 3 exons. Gene Ontology annotation, molecular function: protein binding. The record is from RefSeq and is a predicted model, not a curated record. The coding region runs from base 344 to 1597 and encodes 417 amino acids. NCBI's taxonomy places the organism in Eukaryota, Metazoa, Chordata, Aves, Columbiformes, Columbidae.